Messenger RNA from Nerophis lumbriciformis (worm pipefish), 2228 nucleotides. RefSeq names its product excitatory amino acid transporter 5-like. Gene Ontology annotation, molecular function: glutamate:sodium symporter activity; neutral L-amino acid transmembrane transporter activity; L-glutamate transmembrane transporter activity. Gene Ontology annotation, cellular component: plasma membrane. NCBI's taxonomy places the organism in Eukaryota, Metazoa, Chordata, Actinopteri, Syngnathiformes, Syngnathidae. Gene Ontology annotation, biological process: L-glutamate transmembrane transport. The record is from RefSeq and is a predicted model, not a curated record.
GCGACUGUCGUCCCUCUUGUCAACACUACUGGACGGCGACUCUCAGUCGGCGGGACGGAAAGGGCAGGGUUGACCGGCAGGGCCCACACUCAACCCUGGUGGGUCGGGAUAUGGAGUCAAGGAGGAAAAUGUUUCCCAACUUGAUGAAGAUCAACGCAUACGUGAAGGACUACUGCAAGAGGAACGGCCUGCUGACUCUUUCAGUGUUUGCGGUGGUAACAGGCUGUGUGCUCGGAUUCUUCCUAAGGUCACUCAACCUGUCUACGCAGGCCAAGAUCUACUUUUCCUUCCCCGGGGAGCUGCUGAUGAGGAUGUUAAAGAUGCUGAUUCUGCCCCUCAUCACCUCCAGUCUUAUGUCCGGUUUGUCAGCCAUGGACACAAAGGCCAGCGGUCGCCUGGGUGUCCUGACCGUCACCUACUACCUGUGGACCACCUUCAUAGCGGUCAUCGUCGGCAUCGUGUUGGUCCUCAUUAUCCACCCGGGCACGGGCGCCGACAAGGACGGCCACCACGCGCACUCUGGUCCGGUUAUGACUUCGGCUGAUGCUCUGUUGGACCUCAUCAGGAACAUGAUCCCGUCCAAUCUCAUCGAAGCUACCUUCCAGCAGGUAAGAGGAUCAAGUCCUGGGGCUCCUCCUCCUCCUCCUCCUCCGUCACACCCUUUAACGCUCUUCCUUGUCCGACAACAGUACCGAACGGACCUGAUACCGAUCGUGCAGAGCGCCAACACCAAAGAGUCGCAGGCCAACUACGUCUACGUCAUGCCCGACUACCACAACCCUCGCCUGGGACACCCCGUCUUCCUGGAGAUCACCCCGGCGCCCGACGUCAAGUACAAGAUGGUGCCCAGCACCAGCAAAGGCAUGAACGUCCUCGGCAUCGUCAUCUUCUCAGCCACCAUGGGCCUGCUGCUGGGCAAGAUGGGCGAGCGAGGAGCGCCGCUGGUCAACGUGUGUCAGUGCAUCAACGAGUGCGUCAUGAAGAUCAUCAACGCCGCUAUGUGGUACUUCCCUUUUGGGAUCGUGUUCCUGGUGGCAGGGAAGAUUCUGGACAUGCAUGACCCCGCCCACUUGGGGGAAAAACUGGGCAUGUACUUCAUCACGGUUCUGUCCGGCCUCUUUGUGCACGGCCUCGUCCUGCUGCCGCUCUUCUACUACUUCUUCACCCGCAAAAACCCCUUCACCUUCAUCCGGGGUCUGCUGCAGGCUCUCGUCAUCGCCUUGGCCACAUCGUCAAGCUCGGCCACCCUCCCCAUCACCAUGAAAUGUCUGUUGGAGAACUGCGGAGUGGACCGGCAGAUCGCUCGCUUCGUGUUACCCGUGGGAGCAACCAUCAACAUGGACGGGACGGCGCUGUAUGAGGCGGUGGCAGCCAUCUUCAUAGCUCAAGUCAACGAGUACGACUUGGACUUUGGCCAGCUGGUCACCAUCAGCAUCACAGCCACAGCAGCGAGCAUCGGGGCGGCAGGGAUACCGCAAGCCGGUCUGGUAACCAUGGUGAUAGUCCUGACCUCUGUGGGGCUACCGCCUGCUGACAUCUCCCUGAUUGUGGCCAUCGAUUGGGUUCUCGAUCGCUUCAGGACCAUGAUCAACGUCCUCGGCGACGCCUUAGCAGCGGGGAUCAUGGCGCAUGUGUGCAAGAAAGACUUCGAGAGGGCGGCUGCUGCCGAAGCUGCGACCGUUGCUGCCAACUCGUCCGUCGUCAGUAAGGGAGGAGGACCCAAACGGAGAGACACGGUGAUCUCGGUGGGCAACCAGAGCGUGACACUGUCGGACGCGCCCCUGAUGGCACACCGCUGCGAUUUCGUAUUCGAGGUGGACGGAGACAACGUCCUGGAGAAACCUGUGGGCUGCUACAACCUCUGCCAAGUCUAGAGACACUCACGUCAGCAGUGCUCCAACUCACAGGAGACCACAGUGCCAUGCCUAAGGAGAAACCUUCACUACUUGAUGCAUCUUUUCAAUCGUCCGUCUGCAGCCAGUAGCGACUUCGGCUUUUAGACCUCCACCGUAGGGAUUGUGCUAGCUAGACUCCCAGUCAUGUUGCCUUAAAGUGGUCUCACCCAAACUGGGACAGCAGCAGCUGACUGACAAGCAGGGACAUUUUGCCCAAGCUGCGACCCUGGUACACAAUGAAAACCGCAACAUUUUCUUAGAAGUCACAUUAGGAGGGUUGUUUUUAUACCGAUGGUUGUUGUUUUUUUGUCUGCUUGUGUUUUCCAAAUAAAA